GAAAACUCGCGAGAGCCCAUAGGGAGUAACGGUACUUCAUCAUGGCAGGCAAGUUGGUGUUAGAGGGGAAAAUAAGUAUUAUAAGCUUUCUUUUAGGACUGGGUGUUGUUAUAAUUCCCCUUAUUAGAACAUUCGCUGGACAUCUUGACUGGGUAUUCGACUAUCUCACUGGAGUGAGGGGGAAAAUAGCUAUUGCUGUGUACAUCGCUGUUAUCAAUGGCUUCUUGCUUAUCAUAUACAAGGGACCUCUAUAUAAGGUUGCUGUGCGAGCCUGCUUCCUUGGCUUUACUUUUGGGUGUGGCUUGAUCAUAAGCUUUUCCCAAACCACAUGGACACACUUUGGCUGGUACAUGUGCUCCUUGUCUUUCUUCCACUACUCCGAGUACCUGGUGACAGCCAUCAUUAACCCCCGCAGCCUGUCUCUGGACUCAUUCCUUCUCAACCACAGUGUGGAGUACACCGUGGCUGCUGUGUCCUCAUGGGUGGAGUUCACCAUAGAGAAGCUCACUGUCCCAGAGCUGAAGCAGCUGAGCUGGCUCAGCCUGGUGGGCCUGGUGAUGGUGCUGUGUGGGGACUUCCUGCGUAAGUCUGCCAUGCUGACAGCCGGCUCCAACUUCAACCACAUCGUCCAGAACGAGAAGGCCCAGAGCCACGUGCUGGUCACGGAUGGGGUCUAUGCCUUCUUCAGACACCCCUCCUACGUGGGAUGGUUCUACUGGAGCAUUGGCACACAGGUGAUGCUGUGCAACCCUGUCUGCAUCGCGGGCUACACCAUGGCAAGCUGGCGCUUCUUCCGUGAACGGAUUGAGGAGGAGGAGCUUUCUCUCAUCCAUUUCUUUGCAGAGGACUACCUGGCGUACAAAAAGAAGGUGGGCACCGGCCUGCCGUUUAUUUCAGGCAUCCGCAUCAACAGCUCCUAGGUGUGAGAGAUGGAGUCCUGGAUGUAUGAAAAUUGCAGGCAGACAGACAGGCACUGUGAGGGGCAGCCCUGGUCAGCGUGUGGAUUAGGUCCUGUGGUUGCCCACCCUGGGGUGCUUAGAGCUCACAGAGACUGACACCUAUGAGUGUUGUGAAGGGCUCCCAUCCCCAUACCACCCCCAAGGCCUGGGUCGACUCUCAAAAAGAAAUCACACCCCCCCGCCCAUAUAUUCAACCACCUCUGUUUUCUCUUUUGUUUGGUUAAAUUAACUACUAGAGACUUGAGUUUGUAUUUUUCUUUAAUCUCCAAUGUUCUGAUGAAGGCUCCCUUUUCUGUUUUUUCCUUAGAGAGGAGUUGAGUAUCUUAAGGCCAGGCACCACACCCUAAUAGGGUAUCCCCCCCCCCCCCCACACUUAAUCAUAUUACAAUCACUUUUACCAGUUGAGUGUGGACACUAUAAUAUUUUUGUCUUUUUUUCUGAAAAAUUGUAUACAAAUCUGCAAAUUAGCUUAUACCAUUAAAUAUUUGCAUAUAACACAAACCAAUUUUUCUGGACACUGGAUGAAGUAAAAAUCUACCUAAAUAUUUUGGUUUUUAUUUUGUUAAGACAUUCUAGGACUGAAUUUACAUACACAUCUGAUUGUGUCAUAAACAUAUCAACAAUUCCCAAUGUAUAAGUCUGGAGAAUACAUCUAAAGAUAACCACAGAAAAUAAGUUGGCAUUUGGGAAGAGUGUGAUUUUUCAGGAAAUGGCAGUAAGACAAGGACUGAAUUAAGACUACCUUACACCCAAUCACCAUAUCUUCAAAGUAACAUUCUCUAAGAAAUGGACUUUUAAGCGAUGUGUGAUUUCAAUGUAGUGAGCGUUCAAAUUAUGAAUGUAUGUCCAUUUAAAAGUGGUUACAGUUCAUGACACUGAUGUUAGUAUGAUAAACUAAAACAAAUAUUUUUAUAAACCUUUUGGAUAUUUUUUACUUAAAAAAAAUACUAAUAUUAAUUGACAAAUACCCCCCUCCCCCAAAACUCUAAAUUGCUAGGUUUGUGCAACAUUUUAGCCUGUGGUGCCUGGCCUUAAGUGGAUGCUGAAUUGAUUUUAGCUUUGGUUACUGAGUCAGAAGUGCUGUAAUGAGCCUGGUUGAGUUUCUUCUAUUCCUUGUUUGUCUGUCAUAUCACAGAGUCAUCAUUAUUAGGCCUCAGCGUUGACAUCAGAAUGGUUUUACACAAUAUUAGGGAUGCACACAGGGAUCUAAAGUGUGACCCAAUUUGGUUGCAUAUGCAGCAAAAUAUUUUGCUGUGCGAACUGCAGUUAUAAUUUGGGAGUACCGGUAUGGAAAGAAAGUACAUUUUUAUAACAAUUAGUUGUAAUGGUAAGGCUUCGCUGUACAGUUGUUUCCUGGGUGCAGAUUCGUUAGUGUCAUGCUUGCACAGCAAAAAUCGCUUGUUUCUAAUACAAACAGUUUUAAAAAAUCUGACCCAUAUCAGAGAUACUUUUGAGAUGGGGAAACCCCAUUGGAAUUGUAUUGUCGCCCAUGCGGCUUCAAUGGGGCCGCACGGUGCAUGCUGGGUCAUUCUGGGACAAGGACAUUUCUAACAUUUCAGGUUGUGCACUUAAUGUUUUAAAGUUUGGAGCACCAGUUUGACCCAUUAUUUAUUUUUUAUGUAGAGCCCUGGAUGCUAAAUUUAUCAGCCCUCAUACAUGCAUUACAUGAACAAAAGUAUGUGGACACCUGCUUGUUGAACAUCUCAUUCAAAAUCAUGAGCAUUAAUAUGGACUUGGUGUCUCCCUUUGCUGCUAUAACAGCAUCCACUCUUCUGGAAAAGCUUUCCACUAGAUGCUGGAACAUUGCUGUGGGGACUUGCUUCCAUUCAGCCACAAAAGCAUUAGUGAGGUCGGGCUAUUAAGCCUGGAUUGCAGUCGGCGUUCCAAUUAAUCCCAAACGUGUUCAAUGGGGUUGAGGUCAGGGCUCUGCAGGCCAGUCAAGUUCUUGCAUACUGAUCCCCACAAACCACUUCUAUAUGGACCUUGCUUUGUGCAUUGGGGCGUAGUCAUUCUGAAACAGGAAAGGGCCUUCCCCAAACUGUUGCCACAAAGUACAGAAUUGUCUAGAAUGUCAUUGUUAUGUUUGCUGUAGCGUUAAGAUCUCCCUUCAGGGGAAAGGGGCCUUGCCCGAACCAUUAUUCCUCCUCCGCCAAACUUUACAGUUGGCACUAUGCAUUGGGGCAGGUAGCGUUCUCCUGGCAUCCGCCAAUCCCAGAUUUGGAUUUCGGACUGCCAGAUGGUGAAGCAUGAUUCAUCAUUACACCACUCCAGCUGACACUUGGCAUUGUGCAUGGUGGCCUUAGGCUUGUCUGCGGCUACUCAGCCAUUGAAACCCAUUUCAUGAUUCUCCCGACGAACAGUUAUUGUGCUGACGUUGCUUCCAGAGGCAGUUUGGAACUCGGUAGUGAGUGUUGCAACCCGAGAAACAGGCCAUUUAAAAAAUAUAUAAAAAAAUGUAUGUGCAAUGCGAUUCAGUACUCAGCGGUCCCUUUCUGUGAGCUUGUGUGGCCUACCACUUCGCGGUUGAGCCAUUGUUGCUCCUAGACAUUUCCACUAUACAAUAACAGCACUUUAUUGUUUACCGGGAUACCUCUAGCGGGGCAGAAAUUUUAUGAACUGACUUGUAAAGGUGGCAUCCUAUGAUGGUGCCACAUUGAAAGUCACUGUGCUCUUCAGUAAGGCCAUUCUACUGCCAAUAUUUGUCUAUGGAGAUUGCAUGGCUGUGUGCUCGAUUUAAAAAAAAUAUAUAUAUAUAUAUAUAUAUAUAUAUAUAUAUUUAAACUGUCCGCAACGGGUGUAGCUGAAUCCACUAAUUUGAAGAGGUGUCCACAUACACACACACACACAUACACGUGUGUGUGUGUUCUGUCCCAGUAAGAAACAUUUAUUUCUGAGUGACUUUGUUAUACAUUUACAAAAAUGCCCGAAAGUUACAGAAAUGGGGUCCCUUGCAACAUGGUCUUUUCCCCUUAAGUUAUGUCGCUCUUUCAUAAAUGAUAAGAAAAAGGCCUUUUGAUGAAUGUCAAAGUUAUUAAAAUGAUGUAUGCUAUGAAAAUGUAUUGGUUUUAGGUAUCAGCCCAGACUUUCAAUAUUGAUUUAUCCUUACACAAAAUAAUGAUUUAUUUUAAAUUCACAUCCCAUGUCCACUCAGGAUCAAAAGGCUGCACAAUCACUAAUAUUUUGCUAAUUUGACAACCUGGGCAAGUUGCACCCUGGUUCUCUGAUUCUUCCAAUCGGUACAGCGUAUCAAGUCAGAAAUGUCUACUUUGUGAAUUAUGAAAACAUAAUGAACACUGACAAUCCAUUCACUGUUCUAUUCCAGUGUGCUGUAAGUUUUAACAUUGUUCUUUGGUAUAUAAACUAUGAAUCAGGGGUGUUGUUUCUUCCAUAAGGUUUUAACUAUAGGGGCACCCACAUGGUACAGUCAUCUUUAAAAUGCACUCAAGACUGUUUCUCUUUCAACCACCACUUGAUCAUCACUCCACCUGUUAUUCAUUUGUAUUGAAACCAACCAAUAGAUGCAUUCCUAUGGCUAAGGGGUUCAGAGGAAAGGUCGUCUCCUUUGCGAUAAGCUCAACCCAGCACUGCUUCCUCCUGAACUACCGCUUGUCUCAGGUGAAAGGUUGCCUCUGCCCUCUACUCUGUAUGCCCAGACUGUAUGGAGUGUGUGUGUGUGUGAUUGAAAGAGAAUUCCUGAAAUUAGAACAGUCGAGCACUGUAACUGUAUGUUGCACAAGACAAGUGUGUGUGUGUGUUUAGAGUUUCUGAAAUGAGGACAGUCGAGCACUGUAAAAGUAAUGUGUAUUAGAUUAAUAAAGAUGAGAAGAUUAUCUGUAGAUUCAAUAAUAUAAGAGCACAUUGUUGGCUGCAGACGUACAACUGUUUACUGCUCCAAGCAUGAUCCAGCUGAGCUGAACAUGGAAAAAGCCAGUUGUUGCACUACAGUAUAACUAUACUACAGUUUAUUACAGGUAAUGUAAAUGUAUCAUGCAGAGAGAAUAUUUCUCUCUCUUGGCUGAUUACUUUUAUUCACUUGACUGAAAUGUUCUGAAUUGAUUGAACAACUUUGUCCUGUGAAACAAAAUAAAAUUUAUCCUAAGAAAA
Molecule: messenger RNA, 5063 nt
Organism: Oncorhynchus nerka (sockeye salmon)
Lineage: Eukaryota; Metazoa; Chordata; Actinopteri; Salmoniformes; Salmonidae
Product: protein-S-isoprenylcysteine O-methyltransferase-like
Exons: 5
Coding region: 42-920 (292 amino acids)
Biological process (GO): C-terminal protein methylation
Cellular component (GO): endoplasmic reticulum; membrane
Molecular function (GO): protein C-terminal S-isoprenylcysteine carboxyl O-methyltransferase activity
Source: RefSeq, a predicted model, not a curated record